Adineta ricciae is the source of this 999-nucleotide messenger RNA. NCBI's taxonomy places the organism in Eukaryota, Metazoa, Rotifera, Eurotatoria, Adinetida, Adinetidae. The record is from the annotation of a GenBank genome assembly.
AUGACGAACAUAUCAAUCAUUGCCGAACAAAUAUAUUCUUUCUCUCAAGAAUACGCAUUCUAUGGCAGUAUGAUUAUCAUGAUCGGUGGACUACUCAGUAACAUCUGUCUUAUGCUUACUCUAACCGGUGUUCGAAUUUUCCGUCAAAAUCAAUGUGCGUUUUACUUAACUAGCGAGUGUUUUGCGAAUAUUGGCAUACUUUCCAUAAUACUCACUUCAAGAAUGUUGACUCGUAUUGGAAAGGUUGACCCUGUGAAUUUAUCGGAGGUUUGGUGUAAAAUACGUUCGUGGCUGAUAAACGUUUUUUGUGUAACAUCGCUUGGAACAGUGUGUUCUGCUGCGUGUGAUCAAUAUCUCUCGACUAACCAUCGAUAUUCACUGCGACAACGAAGCACACUGAUAUUAGCACAUCAGCUAGUCUUCACCGUUGUACUUUUCGCGACUAUUCAUAGCAUUCCUCUACUUGUUUAUUCGUCUAUUGAUCCAACGGCUGGCUGUCAGAUUUCCAAUCGAAUCCUCAUUCGUUAUUACACCGUUUUCUAUUAUCCGUUCGUGACAACUAGUUUUCCAAUUAUCGUCGUCAGCUCGUCGAGUUUCUUAGCGUAUCGGAACGUUCGUCGUCUCGUUCGUCGACAUAUCCCAGUCAUUCGUCGUCGAUUGGACCGACAGUUAACAGCGAUGGUUUUAACACGUUCAAUAUGUCUGAUCGCACUUGGUUUACCUUAUAUCGUUUAUUCGCUCUAUGCACUUAAUAGCACCAUUCGUAAAGAUGAUGAAUUAAGUUUAGCAAUCAGUCAGCUGUUCGAAGUAGUGACUCUAUCGUUAUUCUACACAAAUUAUUCAAUUAACUUUUAUGUGUUUCUUUUCAUCUCCGCACAGUUUCGUCGACAAGUGAAAUACUAUUUUUUCAAAAGAUGGUUCCGGUUGGCCACGCAAGUACCUCAUCGAUGUCGAAAUAAAAUUGCACCACAAGUGAUCGCUGUUAUUGAUCUCGAUUGA